Molecule: messenger RNA, 4346 nt
Organism: Etheostoma cragini (Arkansas darter)
Lineage: Eukaryota; Metazoa; Chordata; Actinopteri; Perciformes; Percidae
Exons: 25
Coding region: 840-4346 (1168 amino acids)
Biological process (GO): immune response
Cellular component (GO): membrane attack complex
Molecular function (GO): protein binding
Source: RefSeq, a predicted model, not a curated record
AGGCAACUUCAGAGCUGGAGAGAAGGGAGAGAGAAGAGAAGAUAGAGCUUUACGGGAUCUUAGAAUUGUGGAAGAAUUUUAAACAUGUAAAAAAGCGAGGCAAUGUGGUUUAACCUUGUGUGUCCGGGAAAUGGAAUUAACAAAUGGAUUUUCUUAAACACGCUCUCUCCCUCUGUUUCUCUCUCUCCCUCUCUCAUUGGGGGGAAAAAAAUAGAGCGCUCAAAUGAAGGGGACACAGAUCUGGAUUAAAACGCAUAAAUGGGACACUCCAGAGAAGCAUCCGCUGAGAAAAGUGCUCGGAGCAAGUGACUGUGAUGGGCUGUCGGACUGCAUCUGAAGUACUCCACCAAAGAAUAAUAUCCGCUCCUGACCUACUCUGAAAAACAAUAUUUGAUUCAAUCCAUGUUACAGUCUCCCCCGGAGGGAAUUACUCCUGAGUAAUAGGUGGAACCUCAGAAAAGAGCAACAGUGGACCAUGUGAUACUUGACCUUCAAAGAGAGAACUCGGGUACACUCCAGAAGAUGUCAAAUCUGAUCUGAGGCUUCUCUCGAGAGGAACACCCAGCUCAUAAUUCAAUCUUUUCAUGUGUUGUUCAGCAAUACUCAGACAUCAUGGGCCAUCAGUGAAAUAGCGUAGAUAUCAAUGCUGGAUCUUCAUUUAUUGAGGAGUACCGGACAUCUCAUCAUGGAUUUGAAUGAGAUUUUCUUCACCAAAGAGCAACUGUAAGAAAGACUGGAGCGUGGGGGAACCGGACACUGGGGGUUGGGAGGAUUAGCUAGUGUGCUGCUAACCCAUGGUGGAUCUGCUGUGAGCAGGAUAAGGGACUCAGCAGUGGAGGAUGUCAGCGGAGGCCGAGCUCCAGCCGGGUGUCAAAACCAGCCAGCGAAGGGAGUCCAGGAGGAUUAAAGGUCAGGACCGCAGUGAGGUGGGGCUUAUUAAGCGUUUCCGUGGAGAUGGCGUGCGCUACAAGGCCAAGCUGAUCGGGAUUGAUGAGGUGACGGCAGCACGCGGGGACAAGCUGUGCCAGGACUCCAUGAUGAAGCUGAAGGGAAUGGCUUCCUCGGCACGUUCCAAAGGGGAGCACAAGCAGAGAGUGUUCUUGACGGUCUCUUUCGGUGGGAUCAAGAUUUACUGUGAGAGAUCCGGGGUGCUCAUGCAUCACCACUCAGUCCAUGAGAUCAGCUACAUCGCGAAGGACACCAGGGACCACCGGGCCUUUGGUUACGUCUGCGGGAAGGAGGGCCACCACAAGUUUGUGGCCGUCAAGACCGCGCAAUCGGCGGAGCCUCUCAUCAUUGACCUGCGCGACCUCUUUACGCUCAUCUAUGACAUUAAACAGCGGGAGGAGAUGGAGAAGAAGGCCCAGAAGGACAAACAGUGUGAGCAGGCAGUCUACCAGACCAUCCUGGAGGACGAAGUGGACGAUCCCGUUUACCAGUACAUAGUGUUUGAGGCUGGACACGAACCCCUCCGUGGCCCCCAGUCAGAGGAGAGCGUUUAUCAGGUCCCAACCAGUCAGCAGAAGGAAGGGAUCUAUGAUGUCCCAAAACGCCAUUUCAUGACUAACAUCAACCACUUUGAUCUUUUCGGUGACAUGUCCACUCCUCCCUCGAUGCCCCCAUCACCUGCCAACACACUGGACCCAAGCAGGUGCAGUCGCCAGCAGCAACACACUCCUGCUGAGUUGUACGCCCCCUUCAGCCCCACCUCUGUGCCGUCAGGUUAUAUGAGCAUGGGUCCGGUGCAGGCGGCCCAGUGGGCGCAGCAGCCGUUUCCUGCCCAGGCCCAGACUCUGGCCUUCCCUGUGCAGGGGCCCCUCCAGGUGGCUCAGGUCCUCCCUGGUGGUCAGCCAGUCAUCUGGAGCCAGGCCAACAUUUUCCCGGCCACCCAGCAGCAGUGGGCGGCCAUGGCAGCCUACAUGCCGGCACAGACCGUGGGCGUGGGAGGGCACGCCAUACCAGCUGCCAUGCUCCAAGGCCUGGUACCCAUUACCACCAUGUGCCCCCAAGCCUGCGACAUAUCAGCCCCCUCCUCUGCCAUCACCAGCCCCCAGCACACAGCCGACCCCAGCCUGCUGCAGAGGCAGCUGAGCCUGGGGAGGGAAGGCCUCGGCAUGGACUCAGAUGCAGGCGAGGGCCCCUCUACAUCAGGAGCCAGAGCAGCAGGUGUGGGACCUGGCGUGGCGUCUGCAGCGGUGAGCAGGUGUGGGACCCCAGGCCUUAUGGGUGUACCUGACACACUGGACUGCAGUCAGCUGCUGCUGCCUCCGUCAGCUGCCGCAAACCAGGAAGAGGAAGGGAGCUGUAGUGACCUUGAUCUCUCUAGGAUGACCUUGAGCCCCGGUACAUCCACAUCACCGUCUACUGAAUCCCCAUCCACUCCUGCCCCUCCGCUGAGCUUGUCUUCAGACUGCCCUCCUUCCCAGGCCAGUGACCCCCCCACAGAUCACUCCCCUGGAGACCCAGUGGGCAACUGCAGCAACGUUAAGGAGGGACAAUCGGCCAGUAUUGAUCAGGUUGUGUUUACACAGAGAACUGAGCAGUGCCUUCUACUUUUUCAGUCCCAACAAACAACCAUGGUUCCUGUGGUGAUACGAGUGAUGAGUGCCCUCAGUUUGCGGUGCUGUCUACUUUAUGGUACUUUGUGCUUGGUGCUGCUAAGUAAAGUUGUCGUGACAACAGCAAGCGAUGAAGAGCCUAGUGUUCGUGAUGCUCGGUCAGUGGGCGAUCAGGUGCUAGUUCGUCCAGUGGACUGUGUUUUAUCAGAGUGGAACUCGUGGUCACGCUGUGACACCUGUCAGAAAAAAAGAUAUCGCUUUGCUAAACUGGUCCAGCCGUCUCUGUUUGGGGGGCAGCCAUGCAAUUUUCAUGACAGGGAGGAAGAGGCCUGUAACGUGUCAUCCCGGUACACCUGUGACAAUGUUCCUUUAUGUGAGGGAUUCCUCUGUGCCCAAACAGGUCGUUGUAUUCACAGAACUCUGCAGUGUAGUGGGGAGGAUGACUGUGGGGACAUGUCAGACGAAGUUGGCUGUAAAAAGGUGCCAAAACCCUGCAGGCAGGAGGCUGAAGAGUACUGGGGAAUCGAAAAUCUUGCCAAAGGAAUUAACAUCUUGAACAGUGACCUGGAGGGAGUGGUGCUUGAUAACAGAUACUAUGCUGGCAGCUGCUUGCCACACUUCAUCCAAGAUGUCAGAUUCAGGAAGCCUUACAAUUUGCAACAGUACACUGUGCAGACAAAAGGCUCAUAUGAUUUCACCUUGGAGGCUUUCGACUCAUACUCUGAGUACAUGGACCACACCAUAAAGGAGCGCUCGACCCAAACCUCUUUUUCCAUUGGCUUUGCCGUUCCAGGAGUAGCUGAAUUUGGCUUUGACUUUAAAGAUGAGAAAUACACCAAGGCAGAACGGAAGAUUCGCCGUGCUUCUGGCAAGACUAACAGUUUUGUGAGAGCCAAAGUCGAACUGGAGCUGGCCCAGUAUAUGUUGAAAUCAGAUGAUUUGAUGCUCCAUCCUGAGUUCCUGCAGCGCCUGCGCUCCUUGCCACAGUCCUAUGUUUAUGGGGAAUACAGAGAGAUCUACAGGGACUACGGCACCCACUACAUCACAGAGGCAGCUCUUGGAGGAGACUAUGAGCACACCAUUAUCCUGGACAAGGAAAAGCUUGAGAAGACAGAUUAUUCUUUGGACGACUACAAACGCUGUACGGAGGCAGGCCUUAAGGUUGGGGCCAACAUUGAAGGUGUUUACGUGUCUGUGGGUUUCUCAGGUGGAUCUUGUGAUGGUCUGCUGAAUGAGAUGGGAGAGGACACAGUAAAUGGCCGCAUGGUGGAGGACUUUGUUGCCGUUGUAAGGGGUGGAAGUAGUGAAUCCAUCUCUGCUUUGGUGUCUAAAAAGCUUCCCACCCCGCAGCUAAUGGGGCUCUGGGGCGAAGGCGUGCACUUUAACCCCGACUUCAUUCGCAAAACAACAAAACCGCUGUAUGAGCUGGUGAACUCCAGGGACUUUUCCCAGGAUGCCACCCUGAAAAGAAACCUAAAGAAAGCACUGGCCGAGUACCUGGCAGAGGCUAGUCCGUGCCGAUGUGCUCCCUGCCUCAACAACGGCGUGGCCGUUUUGAAAGGCACCAGGUGUGACUGUGUCUGUCCUGUUGGCUACUCUGGACGGGGCUGUGAGAUCACUACUAGGCGAAAAGAUGCAAGCAUUGAUGGCAGCUGGAGCUGCUGGGGCGCGUGGUCAUCCUGCAGUGGAAGAACAAUGAUGAGGAGUCGACAGUGUAACAACCCAGAUCCCAGCAAUGGAGGCCUGGCGUGCAGAGGACUGCAGCAGGAGUCUACUGAAUGCAUUUAA